Molecule: messenger RNA, 2107 nt
Organism: Nicotiana tabacum (common tobacco)
Lineage: Eukaryota; Viridiplantae; Streptophyta; Magnoliopsida; Solanales; Solanaceae
Source: RefSeq, a predicted model, not a curated record
CAACCUGAGGAAAUUGAGGAAGAGGUCACAAGCUUCUACAAAGAAUUGCUUGGAAAUGUUGUUGAUCAAUUGCAUGUCAUUGAUCCUACCGUCAUGAGAAGAGGUAAUUGCCUAAAUAGAAGGCAACAACUAAGGUUGAUAGAUCCAAUUACUAAGGAAGAAGUUUACCGAGCACUGAUGAGCAUUGAUGAUCAGAGAGCACCGGGCUGUGAUGGUUUUAAUGCUCUUUUCUUCAAAAGAGCAUGGCCCAUAAUAAGGAAAAAUGUGACAAAUGCAGUACUUCAGUUCUUCGAAGAUGGUGAAUUAUAUAAGGCGAUAAAUUGCACCACAAUCACACUCAUUCCUAAGGUACUGAACCCAUCCAAAAUUUCAGAAUUCAGGCCAGUAUCUUGUUGUACCAUGUUAUACAAACUCAUAUCCAAAGUCCUGACUAGAAGAAUAUAAGGUGUGAUGGAUAGUUUAGUGGAUCAAAACUAAUCUGCCUUUAUUCCUGGAAGGUUGAUUACUAACAAUAUCACACUAAACCAUGAGCUUGUGAAGGGAUAUGUGAGGAAAGGAAUUACACCUAGAUGUAUGUUGAAGAUUGACAUGAGGAAAGCUUACGACUCUGUUGAGUGGCAAUAUAUAGAACAAAUUCUUAACUAUUUACAAUUCCCAACACGCUUUGUCAAAUGGAUCAUGAGAUGUGUGCAGACUGUCUCCUACUCUAUCAUUCUCAAUGGUAAUCCGUGACACCUUUUCAAGCAAAGAAAGGACUACGACAAGGUGACCCCUUAUCCCCUUUUCUAUUUGUUCUUGUCAUGGAAUACCUUAAUCAAUCCCUAAAAAGACUUAAUGCAGUGCCUAGUUUUAAGUUUCAUUCAGGGUGCAGGAAAUUGCAGAUCAUUCAACUUGGGUUUGCUGAUGAUUUGCUCCUAUUUUGUAAAUAAAGUGCAACUGCUCUUCUAGUGUUUUCAACACUUCUCACAAGUGUAUGGGUUGAUGGCAAAUGUGGACAAGAGCUCAGUAUAUUUUGGGGAUAUCAAACCUGAGAUUCAACAAGAUAUCCCGCAAACACUGGAAUUUACAAAGGGUGAAAUGCCUUUUAGAUACCUGGGAAUCCCACUCAGCAUUAAAAGACUAUCUACUAUCCAGUGUAUUUGUGCUACCAAAGAAGGUGAUCCAACUGGUGGAGACUACUUGCAAAACUUUUUUGUGGACUGGAGGGAGUGAUACUUCAAAGAAAGCACUUAUAGCAUGGGAAAGACUAUGUCAACCAAGAGUUGCUGGGGGCCUUAAUAUACUGGAUGUCUACUCCUGGAAUCAUGUUGCUAUUGGCAAAUUACUAUGGAAUGUGUGUAGGAAAAAAGAUAACUUGUGGGUUAAAUGGAUCCAUACCUACUAUACAAAGGGAGGUGCAAUAUGGGACAUCAAACCAGCACAGGCCUCUUGGAUGGUGCAAAAAAUCUUUAAAGCAAAGCUGAUGUUUGAGCUAGCAGGCAUAACAGAAGAUACAGUUGCUACGAUGAGCAUUUAUUCAAUCAAAAAGAUCUAUGGGCUUAUUAGAGGUGAUUAUCCAAAAAUGCCAUGGAGAAGAAUACUAUGCAACAAUGCUGAAAUGUCAAAGUGGUUGUUCAUACUCUUUCUGGCACUACAUAGACGACUUCAAACGAAGGAUAGGAUUGCAUGUUGGGAAAAUUUAGAGGAUAUGAUAUGCCCUUUAUGUUUGAGAGAAAAUGAGGACAUUGAUCACAUGUUGUUUCAAUGCGAUUAUGCGAAGGAAGUCUGGAAUAAAUUGCUGCAAUGGUAAGACAUAAGAAGGGGUGCAAGAGCCUGGCAAAUAGAGGUGCUAUGGGCAAUCAUAUAUGCUACUGGAAAGAAGGCACAUCAAGAAGUAUACAAAAUGGUGAUGGGUGAUGGAGUUUACCAUAUUUGGCAGGAAAGGAACGCGAGGAUAUUCAAGACGCAAAGAAGGGAAGGCUUAGCAAAUAUAUGGAAAUGUUAAAUUUAUAUCCAUAGCUGUAUAUUUGCGAUGUAAAUAGAGGUUAUUUUGGGGGUGUAAGUUUAGGACCAAUGUCUAAACUGCACACCUUCAUUUUCUAGUUGACAAAGCUGUACAUAGUUCCAA